CACAGUUUCAUUUCUAAGCAACAGAAAAAACUUCAGUUGCAGAAUACCAACAACGGACAUUGUGUGGAGAUCUGCAUCACAUUGCUGCUGCCUGCUUUCCAAAUAUCGCCAUGACAGUGCCUGAGCAGGUGACCUACGAAGUCUUCUGUUUAUCCCUGGCAGCUCUAGUGCUGGCUGUGAUUGAGCUCCUGCUGCUCUGUUGCGUCCUCAAACAAAUCAGAAACAGAUACCAACAUGGAACCGACUCAAGGGGCCAUAAAGGUCUGGCUGUGUGUUCAGUGGAAAAAAAAGGACCCAAAAAAAACAUCACCGAGAUGCAGAUCUCAGCAGAACAACCUAGUCGUAAACUGACUGUCAGAACCAAGCCCGACCAUGCAGACCAGCUGCUGGACCACCUGCUGGACAGAGUGUUUCUCCAGGGGAAUGCAGGACUAGCAUCUGGAGGAGAAUCCCCAGCGGACGUUGAAUCACAAACUGGAGGAGAAUUCAAGAAGGAAGUUGGAAUAGAACCUCAGAAGAACCUUAGAGAAGGAUCUGGAUCAUACCCAGAAGCUUCAACAUCCACUUCUCAUCCUCAAAGAGCUGUGAAUCCUCUUCAUAACAGACUGCAGCAGUGGUUCCAGGUGACUGCUCCUGGUCAACAUGAGAAAAAAAGACAUUUCAAAACUGCAUCCCAUCAAACAUCUUCUGUGGAUCAAACCAACAACACGUACUCGCAGCAGUCCCAUGAAUCCCAGCAUGGCUCUUCCUCAUCUAAGGGUCCUUCAUCCACUGCAUCCUCAGAGGAAGACAAGUAGCACGAUGGGACAGAAGAUCAGAAACACAAACACUGAUCAGAUUCUGAAAGAAUCUGUCAAAUAAAACAGCAGAGCAUA
Pundamilia nyererei is the source of this 875-nucleotide messenger RNA. RefSeq lists its product as uncharacterized. The transcript has 6 exons. Bases 111 to 797 code for a protein of 228 amino acids. The record is from RefSeq and is a predicted model, not a curated record. Lineage: Eukaryota; Metazoa; Chordata; Actinopteri; Cichliformes; Cichlidae.